This is a messenger RNA of Cyclocybe aegerita, 1266 nucleotides long. NCBI's taxonomy places the organism in Eukaryota, Fungi, Basidiomycota, Agaricomycetes, Agaricales, Hemipholiotaceae. The record is from the annotation of a GenBank genome assembly.
AUGAAGAGAGGUUUUCUCAACAGUUCCAAGGCAAAGGCGAAGCUGGCGCUCCCUGAACCGCUAUCUGCGAAGGAAGAGACGCCAAAAUCAAACAAAGAGAGUCCACUUGGAACAUUGCCGUUUGGAAAAGUUAAAGACGCUGGAAUCCCGGAUGACUAUGACGGCAGCUCGAAAUUCCAGUGCAACGAGAGCCAUGGGCGCAGGACCGACUACGGCCCAAACGAAGUUGUCUAUACGACCAUCCCGUCGCAAGAUAUGAGCAAACCUGCCGACCCCGACGGGCACAGCGAAUGUGUCAUAUCCGGCCUCAUCAAGGCGAAGAUCUUCAACACGCCCGGAUAUCCGUGCGCCAUCCCGAAGCCCCGUCGCCCCAACAUGUGCGUGAUCAAGCCGGUCGCGGAUAUGGGUCUUGGCGUUUUCGCAACGUGCGACAUCAAAGUCGGCGAGCUCAUCUUCUCAGAACGCCCUCUCCUCGUCACACGGCGGGCGAUGGCAGCCCCAACCGCGCAUAUACCGAGGGGUUGCUCGCCAGAGAAGGUCAAGCAAAUCCUCAUGUUCGAGAUCGAGAAAGGACUUCAAUAUGCGGCCAGCCGUAUGAGCGAUGAGCGGCGUACUGCAUUGAUGGCGCUUGCCAACUCACACAAGGAGGAUGGGAGUGGUCCGAUCCUAGGCAUCAUCCGAACGAACGGCUUUUCGAUUGCCAGCAAGUUGGGCGAUGGACCCGCUCCGGCUCCCGGUCAGAUUUAUCCUCCGGAACGCGCCUACGGUGCUGUUUGCGACCUGGGAUCUCGCAUUAAUCACAGCUGCAUGCCGAAUGUCAUGUCCUCUUUCGCGCUCUCGUCCUUCUCGAUGCAAUUCACGGCGCUUCGGGAGAUCAAGGCAGGCGAGCAGCUGUUCUAUUGCUACGGUGGGAUGUUCCAGAGCGCCGCGGACAGGCAGAAGGAGCUUGCUCCAUACGGCUUCGAGUGCAAGUGCGCUGCCUGCGUCAACGCGACACCGGCCAGGGACAAGCUGCGUAUCGAAUUUGAAGAUAGGGUCACCUUUCUUGUCCGCGAAGGUAUUCGAAACACCAGCGAUCGCAACUUCCUGAACCGGAUGCUUCAGUACGAGAAAGAGGUGGUCGCGGAAGGGCUCGACUCACAGAGGAUCUAUCGUUUUAUGGUCGCACUCAUCGGCACUAUGCAGACCACGUUGGGAAUGCAUCGAGAGGCUAAGCGCUACCUGGAGCUGGAAAAGGCUUGGAAAGAGAUCGUAAAACAAUUGUAG